Messenger RNA from Trichomonas vaginalis G3, 8394 nucleotides. Its product is annotated as aggrephagy protein. Gene Ontology annotation, molecular function: protein binding. Lineage: Eukaryota; Parabasalia; Trichomonadida; Trichomonadidae. The transcript has a single exon. The record is from RefSeq and is a predicted model, not a curated record. The coding region runs from base 1 to 8394 and encodes 2797 amino acids.
AUGAAGUUGAAGACAGUUGAUCCAAAAAACUCUCCUGAUGUAAGACAAUUCAGGAAAAUGGUCGAAAAAUUAAAUCCAUUUGACCAGACUGAUGACAUUGUCGAAUUCUUUACAGAGAGAUUUAAGAAAUAUAACGAAGAACAACUUAUUGAACUUGAAAUCGAAAAAGAGACAACAAAACUUAUUGAUGUAUUUUCAACUAGCUUUUUAUCACAUAUGGCUGAUAUUACAGUUCGCUUACAGGGUUUAGAAUUCCUUGUACAAUCAUGUCAGCUAUAUGAUUACACCUUAUCCGAAGAAAAUCGCUUGAUAUUGAUUGUAUCUGAGAUAGCUAACUCAAAUGAUUCUAAAAUCAUAAACACAUCUAUGAAAUUUGUUGAAAAAAUAACAUCUCUAUCAAAAUUUUAUCCUAUGUUCUUUACAGGGGAUAAUCUUUGCACAAUUUGGAACAGCAUAUUUGUAAGCAAUGUUACUCCUUCUCAGAUGUUUGGACCUUUAUUCAUUAAAGCAUCCAAGAACUAUGUUCCGCCAAAUAUCCAGUCUAUCCAGAAAUUCUUAGACAAGGCUACCGGAACAUUCGAGACUAAAUCACUCAAACCAGAAUUACAACCACGUGCUAUCGAGUUUAUUGGUGCUGUUAUUUAUCAAAUUGAUACAAAGGAGUUUGUCAAAAACUUCUUUGUCCAUAUCAAAGAUGAUUUAUCCCAUCUUGGAGAUUAUCAGUCCGUCCAUAACCUCCUUAUUGCCAAGUCAACAGAUGAUACCACGAUUUGGCUAUUGUUCAAUGAAAUCUUCCAGCAGGAAGGUACAUCUCGCGAAAUGCUUCUUAACGCACUUAAGACAGUUCACCGCAUCCGUGAGCAUGAACAAUGCCACAACUUUGACCUUACGCCAUAUGUCAAAAUCUGCGCAGAGCUUGACAAGGAAUAUCAGCGUUAUUUAUUCGAGACAGCUCAGUAUUAUUCUAUCGAAGUCAGGAUAUCAAUCUUCAAGGAAACUUUCCCUCCAUGGGUUACUCACGUAGAUUCAGAGAUGCUUGCCAUUAUGGUGACAGGUUCCGAUUGGGAAGGCCACUAUGACGAGCUCGCUUCAAUGAUUCGCGAACAUUCAGAUUUUCCAACACUUUAUGAAAAAAUCAUCGAAGACAGAUUCGUUAAUGAAAUUUGCAGCUACAUUUUCUUACACGUUUCCCAAGACUGGGCCGAUUCUUACGAUUGCAUUAAGGCAGGUCUUGAUACUACUCUUCAUGAAUCCGAUAGAUCUCUUAAAACAAUCGAAGCCAUCGCUACAAACGUUAAUCCAGAACUCUACGUUGAGGUAUUGGUCGAAUACCUUAAACAAAGUAAGGUUAAUGCUUUGGUAUUUAAUACAUUUGGCCAAGUUGCUUACAAGAGGAAGGAUUUCGUUAAGGCCUUCGUCCACCACAAGGGCCUUGAGACAUUAACAAAGCAUCUUGGCAUUGUUCCAUGCCUUGACUUCAUUGCAUUAUUGGCAUCUGACGGACCACAUGAGGCCAUUGACCAGUUCAUCAGCCAGAAUGACUUCCAUGAUCUCGAUACUUACGCUAUUUGCCGUCUCAUGUGCGGUUUACCACAAACAGCUACAGAAUUGGCAGUUAUCCGUAUUCCAGCACUCUGCAAGUACGUUGAUCCAAAUCUUGAGACAAUCUACGACAAGUAUGUCUUCGGAAAAUACGUUGAAAGAUACAUGACACCAAAGGAUGAUCUUUUAAUGAAGGCUGCCCACACAUACAUGUCAAAAGAUACAGCAGAAAGAUAUCUCAAGACACCAGAUAAACUUCUUGCAUUGCUUGCUGAUAUCGAACCACGUGGCAAUCUCUAUCAAUUCCAUCCACGUGUUCCACAGAACAUUGCCUUCCUCAGAUCAAUGGGUGCCAUAUCAUUCUGGAUCUGGGUACAAAAGAACAAUGGUCCAACACCAUUGUUCACUGUUGCAGAAACAACAUUAUCUAUUAAUGAGAACAAAUUCUGCAUCAAUGACAUCACAACAGAAUGCACACUCAACCAUUGGCACAUGAUCACUUUCGUCACUAAGUCCCUUAACCCACUCGCUCCAACAACAACAGUUUACAUCGAUUGCGUAAACUUUUACACAAUUUCUGGAAAAGGUGACAUCACUAUCGGCGGACCAGGACAAAAGUCAAUCUGGUACAUGGAAGAAAAAGUGACAGAUUCAUCCAACAUCACCGAAGAAUCUUUACGCGAGACAUACGAUGCAGGUCCACACUCAUCCAAGUCACAAGUCAAACUCGAUCUCCUUUACGUUCCAUACGGUGGUGUCAUUGCCAAUUUCCCUGCAUACGGUGGCAACGAUAUCUUCUGGAACGCAUGUUUCAACUGCAAGCUCGAAGUCCAUAUGCGUGGUCUUAUCGAGUCUGCUUUCUCUCUCGCACAAUCCGGUGUCUUCACAAUGGAUGAAUUGUUCAAAGGCUUCAAGGCAACAUUUAUUCAGCGCCCUGAUCUUUUGACAACAGACAUCGCACAGUGUUUGGUUGAAACAUCAUCAAAAGAUCCGAAAUCAUCACCAGAACUCCUUCGCCGUUUGUUCGGAUCAUUCUUCUAUUUGGCGGCACCAAAUGUCGAUCACACAAAUCUUCCAGAAGUCAUCGAAAGAAUUGCGGAUCCAUCAGAUAUAUUGUCUAUCCUCUUGAUGUCCGUCAUCUUCUUCGAUCUCAACGAGGAAACAGUCAACAGAUUCUUCGAAGUUAUCGAAAAGGUCGUCAAAUCCAAACCAACACUUGUCAAGAAACUCUUAACAUUUGCUCGUGGUUUGCCAUUCAUCGACGAAGAGACAAUCAAGACACCAGAAGAUCCAAGAUUCGAUGUCCAUCAAGACAGAGUUCUUGACAUCGCAAUCAAGGCAGGAUUCCCACAAAAGGCUGAUGAAAUUCUUGAUUCUUUCUUGACACUUUCUCAACGUCAGAUGUUAGUUAUCUUCAAGCUAUUCACGAAGAAGUGCAUAGCUAAUAAUACAUUCUUUGAUGUUAAGACAUUCCAAGCUCUCGAACAAGGUUUGCAAGGAUUUGUUUUGAAUGAAGAAAUGUGGCUUUGCAUGUUAUCCCUUGUUGGUUCUUAUGAAAUCAAGACAUUCAAAGAUUUCAACAUUGCAGAAAUCCAAGAACCAAACAUCAAUGUCGUCCACAUGAUGAUCUCUUUGACAACUGUUUUAUUACAGCGUGUCACAAACGAUCCAGAGAAUGAACUUGCUCGUACAAUUGUCAGCAUCGUUUGCAAGAUUGUCGUUGAACUCUCGAAGAAGGGAGAAGACAUCAUCCAACACUUCGCUCCUUUGUGUGCUGUUGGCUACAACCAAUUCCAACCAACACCAUUCCCACACACAUUGGCUCCUGAUGAGUCAAUCAAGACAAUCGAUGCUGCUUCUCCGAAGAAACCAGAUUACAUCACUGUUGAAGAUAUGACACUUGUCGAAGAUGAGAUGUCAAAGAUCGAGAACUGCCCAGAGCCGAAGUACAAACAGCCAGAAGAUGUUACUUUCGAUGAUAACACAGCUAGUGCAAGAGAGAUUUCAAGAACAGCUUCAACAUUACUUGCACAAAGCACUGUCAAUCUUUCUUCAUUCAAGAAAGCUCUUUACUUAUUGACAGUUCAAGGCGCUGAUGUUAAUCCAACAGUUGCUGUUAUCAUGCACAGAUCUAUCAUCUCAGAUUUCAUCGCCAUAAUCAAUGAUCAAGGCGAAGAAUACACUCUUCCUCAGGAUAUCAACAGCUACUUGCUUGAAUUCAUUUCAGCACGUCUCAUGGAAGGAUGGUGGAAAGAUUACGAGAAUAUCAUCAUCCGCCAGAUCUUCAACCUCCAUCCGAUCAACGAGGCGGCAUUCUACCCUGUCUGCCUCAUUACCGAUCCAGUUGGCUCUGCAGAAAAAGUUAUCAGUUCUUCAGUUUUCUCAGGAUUCACAAGAGAAGAAGAUAACUGUGCUUUCAUUGCAAAAGUCAUCUUAGAUAACGAAGACUUCCCACCGGAUUGCAUCGAUUUGCUUAUCAAUAAAUCACUCAACUCUAAGUUCAGUGAUGCAUUGAAGAAAGACAAGUUGAAUGCCUAUUUCACACAGGAAAUCAAGGAUAAGGCUGAGAAGUUCAAAGAAGGCGCAUACAACCAGAUCAAGAAGGAUGAACCAGCAGCACAUCAGUUGAGAUUCAAGAUGUCAUCACGUCCUCAAUCACAACUAUUCAAUCACCGCAGAAACGUUUCUUCCUUCAUUUGCAGACAAUACAUGAAGCGUAGAUUCGCUAUUGUCUACAACAUGAACUGCGUUGAUUCAGAAGAAAUCAUUGGACGUGUUUUCCAGACACAGCAACAACAGAAAUACUUCUUGAAUCCAACAGAAAAGUACUGCGUCCAGAGAUCUUCAUCACCACUUUCUGUUCCUUCCAAAGUUAUUCCUCUCACAUACGAAUUCGUUUCUCCACACCAGAGAUCAACGAAUUCUCUCCAGUUCGUCAUGAGCCAACACGAGACUUAUCUCAAGUUCACUGUCGACUCAAUGAGACAUCCACAAUCUGCAUCACAGUGUUUGACAGGAAUUCAUCUUCCAUUGUACAUUUACGAUGGAAUUGUCUGCGCAAAGGUGUUUAUGGAGAAGUUCGGCGUACAGUCACUCUUCCAGUGCUCACUCUUCAUGUCAUCAGAACUCCUUUCUUGCGUCGGUGCUCUUACAAAGGAAACAUUCAUCCUCUUAAUGAAUGCUUCUUACAAAGAUGGCAGUUUGACAGUUUACAAAGGCUCUCAAACAUUAUGUUCAUACGAACCACUUGAAGAUUCGACCGCUGGUUUGUGGGGUGAGUCCACAUUGUUCUUCCACAACCCAGUUCUCCUCAUGGAAAUCGAUGGUAUCUCAAAGAUCGAAAAGAGAAGAUUCGUUUAUGAACAACGCGCAUUGGAUAUUUUCAUGUGCGAUGGCCGUCACAUUACAUUGAUUUUGGAUGAGAAUGAACGCAAGACAUUCCUUUCUAAGAUCAAACCACCGAAAGACGACGAUUUGCUCUCAAAGCCAAUCGCAGAAAUCACAAAGAUGUGGUGCAAGGGCGACAUCACAACAUACGAUUAUCUUCUUGCUGUCAACGAUCUCGGCGGUCGUUCCUUCAACGAUUUCUCACAGUACCCAGUCUUCCCAUGGGUCAUUGGCGAUUACACACACGAUCCACCAACAAAGAUGAGAGAUCUCACGAAGCCAAUGGGUAUGCAGACAGAAGAAAGAGCUAAGAGAUUCAUCACAACAUACGAAGAAUCUCCUGAGCAUUACCAUUACGGAACACAUUAUUCACAUCCAGCAGCUGUUUUCCACUUCAUGUUACGUCUUGAGCCAUACACAUUGUUCUUCUUCCAUUUGCACAGUGGUUGGGAUCAUCGUGAUAGAAUCUUCUGCGAUGUCAAUGAUAGCUGGCUUUCAGCAUCAGAGACAAACCAGACAGAUCUUAAGGAACUCAUCCCAGAAUUCUUCUCAUUCCCGAUGUUCCUUAAGAACACAAACGAUCUUCCAAUCCAAGACAGAACAGAUGGAAAAAAGAUUUCCAAUGUCAUUCUUCCACCUUGGGGAGCUGAUCCACUUCAGUUCAUCUGGAGAAACAGAAUUGCUCUUGAAAACCAAGACAUUUCUCCAUGGAUCGACUUAAUCUUCGGUUACAAAUCACGUGGACAAGGUGCAAAGGAUGCCAACAACUUAUUCCUUCCAACAGCUUAUUCCCUUACAUCAAACAUCAGAGAUGAAAACGGAGAAAUCGUUGCAAUGGAUCCACAAGGACAAGCUGAUGCUGUCAACAACUUCGGACAGUGCCCAAUCCAAGUAUUCCAGCAACAACAUCCACCACGCGAUGUUGCACAACUUGUAACAAUCAUUAACUCUCCAAUGUACAUCAACAUCACUAAGUUGGUCACUCCAGAAGGUGUCAACAAGGUUUACAAUGAAGAAGGAAACAUCGUAUUCACAGGAGAUCAUGAAUCUCGUCUCGGCUUCAGCAAGAGGAGAAUUGAUGAAUGUGUAUCAUACACAAAUUCACCAGAUUCAUCAAUGGUUGCUGUUGCUUCUCCACAUGGCAUUGUUACAAUCACUUUCGCACUUAACUACUCCACAAAGAACAUCGCAUUACCAGGAUCAAUGCCAGUCUGCCUCUGCUUACCACGUCUCGGUCAUUUCUUGCUUGUUUCCACUGAGAAGGGGUUGUAUGUCUUUGAUAUCGUUAGCGGAUUCCUUUCGAUGAAGAAAGAUCUCGCGGGAAUCAAAGCAAUCGCAUACGACGACAUCUCACACGUCAUCUACGCGAUGACAGACAACAAGAUCUACUGCAUCUACUCAGAUUUCACUGAUAUCGCUGAUAUCGAGUUAUCUGAAGAAUGCAUUUCCAUCACAGAUUCCGCAAGAACAUCAUUCGAUGAGAAGCCAUUCUUCGCAGUCGGUUUCGCUAAUGGACAUGUCGCAAUCUUCGAGUUGGACAUCCUCCAGAAGAAGAUACAACAGAUCUUCGAUUACUCUGUAUCUCAGAACCCAAUCAUCUCUCUCAGAAUCGUUGCAAAUGGUGGCGCAAUCGUUGCUCUCGAUGACCAAUCCCAGGCUUACUCUGUUUCUCCAUCAAAGAUCGGACGCAAGUUUGUCCAGGACGAGUUGUUCGACGCUUGUGUCUCUUGCGGAGAGAAGAAGCCACAGCCAAUCGGUGGAAUGGUCAGUGUCGCAAUCGGAAGUGGUUUGUGCACAGUCUGCGGCAGAUACACAUGCAACAAAUGCCUCGUCAAAGGUGUUUGCCAGCGCUGCAGAAAUGAACCACUCAAACCAUACGAGCCAACACCAAUCACAGCUCCUGUUGCCGCAGAAGGCGAAACAGGAGAACCAUCACUUCCUGUCGCAGAGAGAUCAAUCGAGUUACCUGAUAUGCCAGUUGAACAAAUCGAAGUUCCAGAUUCAUCUUCAUCCUCCUCAUCAUCAUCAGACGACGAAGAGAAACCAAAGGAGAAAGAAGAAGAAAAGAAGCCAAAGGAAGAAGCAGCCGUCGAAAUCAAAGUUGAAGAAGAAGAAAAAACAAAGGAAGAAGAAGAAGAGAAGCCAAAGGAAGAAGAAGAGAAGCCAAAGGAAGUUGUCGUUGAAGCUAAGGCUGAAGAAGAAAAGCCAAAGGAUGAAUCAAAGAAGGAAUAUUACUCAUCUGACGCUUAUUACUCCGAUUCAUUAUCUGAAAAGGAGGAAAAGAAGGGAGAAGAGAAACCUAAAGAGGAAGAAAAACCAAAGGUUGAAGAGAAGCCUAAGGAAGAACCAAAAAAGGAAGAAGAGAAGCCAAAGAAGCAGAAAGUUGAAUAUUCGGAUGAUUACUCUGAUGCUUAUUACUCUGACUCCGAAUCAUCUGAAAAGAAGCCAAAGAAGGAAGAAAAGAAGGUUGAAAUCAAGGUAGAAGAGAAGCCAAAGGAAGAACCAAAGAAGGAAGAAGAGAAGAAGCCAGAACCAAAGAAGGAGGAAGAAAAGAAACCAGAACCAAAGAAGGAAGAAAAGAAGAAAGAUAAUGAUUACUAUUAUUCCGAUGAAUACUACUCUGAUUCCGAAUCAGAAAAGAAACCAGAGCCAAAGAAAGAAAUCAAACACAAGAAACUUUCUAUUGUUGAAUACUCAGAUGAUGAGAAAUUCAAGUUCGAAGAGAAGCCAAAGGAAGAAAAGAAGCCUGAACCAAAGAAAGAGGAAAAGAAACCAGAACCAAAGAAGGAAGAAGAGAAGCCAAAGACAAAGAUUGAUGUCGAAAUAAAGAAGAAAGACAACGAUUACUAUUAUUCUGACGAAUACUAUUCUGAUUCAGAAGACGAAAAGAAGCCCGAACCAAAGAAGGAAGAGAAGAAGCCCGAACCAAAGAAGGAAGAAAAGAAACCAGAACCAAAGAAGGAAGAAAAGAAACCAGAACCAAAGAAGGAAGAAAAGAAACCAGAACCAAAGAAGGAAGAGAAGAAGCCAGAACCAAAGAAGGAAGAAAAGAAGCCAAAGAAACAAGAGAAGAAGGACAAAGACAUCUCUGAAUCAGAUUAUUACUCCGAGUCUUCUGUUGAUUACAUCACAACACUAAAGCCAAAGGAAGAAAAGAAACCAGAAGAAAAACCAAAAAAGGAAGAAAAGAAACCAGAAGAAAAACCAAAGAAGGAAGAGAAGAAACCAGAAGAGAAACCAAAAGAAGAGAAGAAACCAGAAGAGAAACCAAAGAAGGAAGAGAAGUCUAAGAAGAAAGAUGACAAGAAGAAGAAAGGCAGUAAGAAGUCAAAGAAUGAUGACCAAGAACUUCCUCAUCAUCACCAUCACCGCAGCAAGCAUCGCUUGCACGAUGAAGGCGGAAAACACACUCACCGCCAUGGCCAUGGUGUUCAUCACGCACAUAAGGGCAAGAAUAAUGAGUAA